AUGGACAUUCCAGAUGCUGAGAAUGAUGCUUAUGAGCUAGAUGCUGCUCUCUUGAACGAAUUCGGGAAUAUUUCUGCCGAAGAGAGACGCAUUCUUGAUCAACCUAUUCAAGAAUGUACGAAUGAUGAAGAAGAAGAAGUGAUUGUUCAAGAGCCUGAACAAGCCCUUGAGACAAAUGUAGAAGAAGUUCUUGUGGAAGAUAGAGAAGAAGAAGAAAUAGCAGAAGAAGAGCGAGAUGAAGCUGCUAAGAAAGCCGAAAUGAAUCAACCAGAGCAAUCCUUGCAGAUUCACACAAAUUUUGAGCCAAUUCAGAGUAUGGCAGCAGAGUCUGGAGGGAAUUCAUCAAAUGAAGGAACCUCUGUUGGUGGCAACAAGAUGUUAACAUUUAUGUCUUCAGUGCUCUCAUCUCUUCAGAAGAGCAUGAUAAAGUCCUUGAAUAAUCAGGAAGAAGAAAGAAAGGACUUUGCUGAAAUUCUCAAAGUUCUCAAAGAGUUGGACAACACCUUGAAGAAGAACACGCAAAUCAAUGAUGAACGCCACAAGGAGACCAUAGAAGAAUUCAGUCUGGUGAAGAAUCAGAUGGUGGAAAUUCUGGGUUGCUUGAGUAGAAAUGACAAUGAACGACAAGAAUUUGCUGACUCCAUUGCAAGGAAGUUUCAAGCAAAGGAGGACGCGGAGGACAAUGCUGAAUGUGCUCAACCUCGACCCGCUCAAGGUGAGUCAAGUAGAAGAAAUGACGGCGUGUCAACCGACACUAAAUCCAGGCGAGCUCCAAGCACCGAUGAUAAUCCCAGGCCAACUAAGAGAGGUGGAGGUCGAAGUGGUAAUGAUUGUGGAGGUCGAAGUGGUGGUGGUCGUGGUAGGCUAGUCAAUGUUGAUCAAGGUGGACGUGCCAAUGGUGGUGAACGCGGUGGAAGAUCAAGUGGAGGCAGUCGUGGUGGUCGCGGUUAUCCUCCUUAUCUCAACAUGCUUCCCGGGAAACGAGAGUUUCUCCGUUGUACUCUGAUCACCUUUUAUAUUGAAGUGUAG
This is a messenger RNA of Impatiens glandulifera, 1029 nucleotides long. Its product is annotated as keratin, type II cytoskeletal 1-like. The coding region runs from base 1 to 1029 and encodes 342 amino acids. NCBI's taxonomy places the organism in Eukaryota, Viridiplantae, Streptophyta, Magnoliopsida, Ericales, Balsaminaceae. The record is from RefSeq and is a predicted model, not a curated record. The transcript has 4 exons.